AUGCAAGUCAAAGUGCGAACACUGGAAAGAGGUCUUUCAAUUGAUUCGAGCCCGACUGCUCAUUCCGUCAGAAAUGGCAGUCCGAAUGCGAAGUCACGUCGGGAAGAUCUGACUUCGCCAGACUUGAGGAUAGUUCGCUUUGCAGUCGUCUCUCGAGUAACGGUGAUCGCCCUAUCCGUUUUGUCGGACUGGAUCAUCCCAGAUCACAACCCCGAUACUUCGGUUGAAAGGCUGUCGACAUCUCGAUGGCUCAUGGCCUUCACACGAUGGGAUGCUGCUCGCUUCACGACGAUUGCCUUGGAAGGCUACCAGAAAGAAGAGGACUAUGCCUUCAUGCCAGUCUUGCCUAUGGCCAUGUCGAUCGGUACUCGGACCCUUGGCAUCCUCGUGCCCCACAUCGGGCCAUCUGCAACUGUAGCAAUAGGCUUAGUUAUUACGAACUGCUGCUUUGUGCUUGCUGCGUGGUUGCUCUACCGGCUGGGCUUGCUGGUGCUGCGUGACCAGCUGCUUGCGUUUCGCUCUGCCAUGGUCUUUUGCUUCUCACCUGCAAAUGUCUUCUUCAGCAGUGUUUAUACAGAGAGCCCCUUUGCUGCAUGUUCCUUUGGCGGACUUCUGCUGCUGGAGCUCAACCGACCUUGGCUAGGAGCACUGCUUUUUGGGAUAGGGACCGGGCUUAGGUCCAACGGAAUACUGAACGCAGGCUUCUUGGCCUACCAAUGUCUCUUCAUUAUCGUCCAGGAUCUACAGAGAGGACACACACUGCUUCGGACGCUGGUCGAACGUUCAAGGAAGCAUGCUGUGCUGAUGUUAGGAGUGACAUUAAGUGUCGGCCCGUUCGUGGUGUUUCAAGCGUAUGCAUGGCAGAAAGAGUGCUACGCCGGAGAUGCUUGUGCUGAAGCUGGAGAAUGUAAGCUCUCCGAGCAACCUCCGGAUUGGUGCCAGGGCUCCAUGCCCAGCAUAUACAUGCAUGUGCAGAAGAAGUAUUGGCAGGGAGGGCUGUUCUGCUAUUGGCAACUAAAACAAAUACCAAACUUCGCAUUGGCAGCACCUGCUUUGGCUCUGACUGCAUCUGGAGUUCACCACAUUCUUACCGACUUUGGCAGACAGCUGGGACGUUGGACAGAAGUGAGCUGCGAGUCCAAGCCAACCCCAAGAGCGGGCGCUGCUCUUUAUCGGGCAGUUCUUGUUUGUCCUUUGCUUCCUCAUGCGCUUCACUGGGGCUUCCUGGCAACUUAUUUGCUUCUCUGCGCGAAUGUACAGAUAGCCACUCGUGUGCUGGGAUCUGGGUGUCCCGUGUUUCACUGGUUCUUGGCCUCCUUGUUGUUUUCGCGGAGUCCGGGCAAGACAUCUAGGCUGCUAAAAUGCUACAUCGGCAUCUUUAAUUGCCUGGGAAUCAUCAUGCAUCCUAACUUCCUUCCCUGGACAUGA
Symbiodinium necroappetens is the source of this 1428-nucleotide messenger RNA. The record is from the annotation of a GenBank genome assembly. NCBI's taxonomy places the organism in Eukaryota, Dinophyceae, Suessiales, Symbiodiniaceae.